Leptonychotes weddellii (Weddell seal) is the source of this 573-nucleotide messenger RNA. Lineage: Eukaryota; Metazoa; Chordata; Mammalia; Carnivora; Phocidae. The record is from RefSeq and is a predicted model, not a curated record.
AUCUAAGUCAGGACUACACCUCUCAUCUGCUCCGAGGGCCCGCAAGCCACCAAGUCUCUGCCCAACAGGACAUAGCCUCACGAAUUAUAGUUUGCGGGGCUUCAUGGACCUUACCGGUACCCCACCAGCGUCCGGCUGCUGCUGACGGCGCCUCUGUUCUUCCAGGAGCUUCUUCACGGACUUCUCUGGACCAAAGCCUUUUGCCAGACCGCUUCUUGCCCCCAGCCCACCAUGGCCCCUUCAGGUGUCAUCCUGCUCCUGCUUUUGCUCCCAGUGGCUGCAGCUGGGGUGACCCCAGGUUCCUGUUCCGGAUGUGGGCCCCUCUCUCUGCCAAUCCUGGCAGGGCUCAUGGCCGCCGACGCGGUGGUGUCGCUGCUCAUCAUUGCCGUGGUGUUUGUGUGUGCCUGCCCACGCCACAGGCCCCCCCUAGAUGACAAAGUCUACAUCAACAUGCUGGGCAGGGGCUGACCCCCUUGUGAGACCUUUGACUUCUGACCCUCUCAUCCCACAUUGUGUGCGGCCACACAGGAAACGCACUCCCCACUUUGGGGUGGAAUAAAGCAAUUAAACUAC